CUCUACCAAUUGGAAAUUCAGACAGACGUUCGUGUAAAACUCCAUAAAAUCAGGAUAGAACGCGUAACCGGACGUCUUGGCCAACAAAUAUUGGAGUGACGGACGGGGCCUUUCGUAGCUUUUCCCACAGAGAGAAAAGCCCUUUCACAUUUUGUCCUUGAUAGAAGACAAUGGAGACAGAUAUUGAACAGCAGGACGAAGACACCACCUUUAGCAACACUGACACCAACGGCAAGCGUCCUGCUGAGGACAUGGAUGAGGAACAAACCUUCAAACGUUCCCGCAACACAGAUGAGAUGGUGGAGCUUAGGGUUUUGCUACAAAGCAAAAAUGCUGGUGCUGUGAUUGGAAAAGGUGGGAAAAAUAUUAAAGCCCUUCGGACAGAUUACAAUGCCAGUGUAUCAGUCCCAGACAGCAGUGGCCCAGAGCGCAUUUUGAGUGUAAGUGCAGACAUCGACACAAUUGGAGAGAUUCUUUUGAAGAUCAUCCCUACUCUUGAGGAGUAUCAGCACUACAAUGGCAUUGACUUUGACUGUGAGCUGCGCCUAUUGAUUCAUCAGAGUUUGGCAGGAGGCAUCAUUGGUGUCAAGGGUGCCAAGAUCAAAGAACUAAGAGAGAAUACACAGACCACCAUAAAACUCUUCCAGGAGUGCUGCCCACAUUCAACAGACCGUGUGGUUUUAGUGGGAGGCAAACCUCAGCGAGUGGUCGAGUGCAUUAAGGUUAUCCUUGAACUGAUGACUGAGGCUCCCAUUAAAGGACGUGCCCAGCCUUAUGAUCCAAAUUUCUACGAUGAGACAUAUGAUUAUGGUGGCUUCACCAUGAUGUUUGAGGAAAGAGGCCGACGGGCUAUGGGGGGAUUUCCGAUGCGUGGACGUGGUGUUUUUGACCGCAUGCCCCCGAGUCGUGGUGGACGCCCCAUUCCCCCCUCCAGGCAUGAAUAUGAUGAUAUAAGUCCUCGUAGAGGACCUCCACCACUGCCACCAGGCAGAUCGGGCCGAGGUGGGAGCCGUGCUCGAAACCUGCCUCUUCCUCUUCCCCCGCCACCUAGAGGAGGAUGUGAACGAUUUUCCCACCCAGGCUAUCAUGGCAGCAUGGAUGACAGACCAGGAAGGGGAAGACCUGGAGAGCGCUAUGAAAGCAUGCAGAGUGGAGGUGGAUAUGAUAAUAACUCUUCUUGGGAACCUUUCCAGUCUGGUGGCCGAGGUUCCUAUGGUGACAUUGGUGGUCCUGUCAUCACAACACAAGUGACGAUACCUAAAGAUCUGGCUGGUUCAAUAAUUGGAAAAGGGGGUCAACGCAUCAAGCAGAUUCGUCAUGAAUCUGGAGCCUCUAUUAAAAUUGAUGAGCCUCUAGAGGGUUCAGAAGACCGCAUCAUCACCAUUACAGGAACACAGGACCAGAUUCAGAAUGCCCAGUAUCUACUGCAGAACAGUGUGAAGCAGUACUCUGGACGUUUCUUCUAGAAGACAUCAAGCAAAGAACAAUUAUAAUACACAUUCUAAUUUUAGCUUCUUUUCAGUCAACAUUCCUCUGCCUUAGAUGUGUUCCCCGUUAUUCUUACUCUUAACACCUUAAAAAGAAAACAUUAGGGAGGGGAAGAAAGGUGUCUGAAAAGUAGCAGAAUUAGUGGAUCUUUUUCCUAUCCCAUUGUUUCCCUGUUUUUGCACAUUUUGUCUUUUUAUUGUUUUUCUUUCAUAUUCUGCAUUGUUUUGUUGUUAAUAGGGCUUAAAUAUCCACUUACCAGAGGUGCAUGCCUAGUUUAUGUAAAAUUUGGGAUGUAAUUGUUAGACGCUACCUAUCUGUUCAUGGUGUCUAAAAUGGAACUGUGAAGAGCAUUUAGUAUUUUAUUUUUAAAGGUUGAAUUGAAAUAAUUAGGAUAAAAUGUGGAAGUUUAAUGUGGAAGAUGAAUUCAUUACUAAUAUAAAUUUUACCCAUAAUUUCUAGACCACUGUAAUUUUACUGAUAUUGGAUCCAUUUAAUAUUGCAAAUGCUUGUUUUGUACGUGUUUCUACAGUUUUUACCAUUUUAGAUGGGAUCUUUCUAAAUAAAAUAAAAAAGAAGGAAAAAAACACACAAACCAGUCAGCUGGAGAGUCUCAUCUGUAAUUAUCUGUGCAAGAUCUCUCUGCAUUCUCAUCUCUUCUAUCCCUUUUGAUUUCUGUAAAUUGUAAUGUCAAAGUAAUAAAGCCUCUGCCAAUUUUUUAAAAAUAAAAAACGUGUUCCUUGUUUCUA
This is a messenger RNA of Trichomycterus rosablanca, 2234 nucleotides long. RefSeq names its product heterogeneous nuclear ribonucleoprotein K, like (gene hnrpkl). Gene Ontology annotation, molecular function: RNA binding. The record is from RefSeq and is a predicted model, not a curated record. The coding region runs from base 171 to 1466 and encodes 431 amino acids. The transcript is spliced from 16 exons. Lineage: Eukaryota; Metazoa; Chordata; Actinopteri; Siluriformes; Trichomycteridae.